Molecule: messenger RNA, 863 nt
Organism: Scaptodrosophila lebanonensis
Lineage: Eukaryota; Metazoa; Arthropoda; Insecta; Diptera; Drosophilidae
Exons: 3
Coding region: 170-757 (195 amino acids)
Molecular function (GO): oxygen binding; heme binding
Source: RefSeq, a predicted model, not a curated record
UAAAAUAUGAUUGUUGCAUCUAAAUUCAGCUAUAUAUUUUCUUCGUCUGCACAUCAAUGUAUAUCAUUAUAAAUCUAUGUACGUUAUAAAUUAUACUGGUCUUAUUUAUUGAACCUCAACGGUUAGGAGGUCAAUUAAUUAACGCGAUUUUGGCAAAAUUGCAAUUCCUAUGGAAAAAGAGCUACAUCAUCGUCCUAUUAUACGGUCCAAAUUCUUCCCCAAGCCUUUACCCCCCUUGCAGCCUGGACCUGUGUAUGACGACAUCGGAUUCACGUUAAGCGAGCGAUUGGCUCUGAAGCAGGCUUGGUUUCUGCUCAAGCCGUACGAGCGGCGCCACGGUACUAAUGUUUUUUAUACCUUUCUCGUAGAGCACUACCGUGCCAUCAAUAGGUUUCGGACGCCAAACAUGGGCAUUAAUCUGCACGGCUUGCACACACACGCCGUGCUCAUCAUGCGCUUUUUUGGCGCCCUUAUUGAGGGCCUGAACGAAGAUACUGGGCUCUUUCAUAUGUUGAUGACCGAUCACAACACCUUGCACAAGCGCUGCGGUGUCGCUUCCAACGAUGUUUAUCUGCUCGGUGUUGCCCUCAAGGAGCAUAUUCUAAAAAUCUUGCGGAAUGUCAGCUCGGUAACACUUGAGAGGGGCUUGCAAAAGAUCAUAGACAAAUUUCGCGUGUACCACAUGCAGCUAAAGCCCAAGGGAAAAACGCGCCUUAAAUUGAGCCAUGGCGUCAGUGCGAUAUCCCUCAAAAAUUAAUUAUAACGUGUCAAUAUUAAUUCAUUUGGCUUAACGGUAUAGUAUAAUUAAAUCCCUUAGAAAUAAGAAUUCGUGAAUAAAUGUAUGUAUCAGCUAUUUCACAAUG